AUGAAACUUUGAGGCGCAGGUUUUGUAACCGGCAGCUUCUGACCAAUCACGGCCUGACUCCACCGAUCACGUGACCGUCUUUUUUAUGUAACAAACGGGUAUCUAUGGGAAAGUCCGUUCACUAUACGGUGAGGGACCGCGGCAGCUAUAAAAUGUAUAGACACGCGAACAGACGAAAACCGAAAGAUUCAUAACAUUUUUAAUUUUCCUUUUUAUUUUGACGCUACAAUGUCGCUCCAGCCGCAAGUGGAGGACGCCCCGGAGGAGAGAAGCGCCUUCUUCAUCGGCGCUGACUGGGACAAUGUCUCUGAAGAGGAGGACCACCAUCAACUUAUACUACAGAAAGCCAACGCGUUAGCAUCGGAAAACUGCCUCAAAGAAGCCAUUGACUGGUUUUCGGUGGCUAUGCGGUAUUCUCCUGUACGACCGGAACAACUAAGCACUUUUGUUGACUGUAUCCUCCGCAACUUUAAGUGGAAAGCGGCUGGGCCCGAGUCGGUGUCGGGCCGGAGCCGGGACGCGGAGGACAGCUCCGGGGAGGACGUGUUUGACUGUCCAAACUGCAAUAGCUUCCUGGGUGAACCUGUGACCAUAGCCUGCGGACACUCGUAUUGUAAACGGUGUUACCAUCGGCGGCUGUUCUCCAAGUGCAGGCUAUGCAGUGAACCCGUGAGGGGCGAGGAGAAGGCGAGUGUUAUUCUGUGCGGACUUUUAGACAAAUGGUUCCCGGACGAGCUGAAACAGUCAAAGACGUUAAGCGAGGUGGACUCGCUGUGUAGAAGAAAACGCUACCAGGAGGCUGUGUCACUAGCGAGCGAUGUUAUUCGGUCAGAUCCAGAUAGGACAGUGGUGGCGCGACUGUCUCGAGCAGAGGCAUACAUGGCUCUGAAACAGUAUCGUCUGGCUUUGGAGGACACAGAAUUCUGUCCCAGGUCCAGCUGUUUUGCUGAAGCUUUGUAUAGGAAAGCUAUGGUUCUUCAUGAAAUGGGUCAAGUGGAUGAGUCUCUCCAAGUCUUCCUCCACUGCCUGGCUGUUGAUGAGGAUUUCCCCUGUGCUAAAAGACAAGUGGAAAAGAUCUUGUGUGACCUGCUCUCUCCAGCUGAUGAGAAUGUCAAGGUGGGCCUGAGAGAAACAACGCACAACACAUUGCCUCACUUGCGCAGUAAAACCCUUGAGACAGAUGCACAAGUUGAACCGCAGAGCCCGGUCCAAAGACAACACCAGGUCCGUGCUCUCUCCGCACACUAUCUGGAAAACCAGGAGAAACGCUGGGAGAGUCUGGAGCGUCCCGGUCUGAGCCGAGCUCUUUCGCUACGAGUGCACGGCUCUAGCUGUGGUGAGGAGGGGCUUAAGAGAGUUUGCUCUGCUCCUCAACUAGGGGACCAGGAGAAGGGGAGUUUACUGAAGAGGAAGCUGUCCGUGUCAGACACUGAACCUUGUGUUGUUUCCAGUGGAAGUAGCAAGCAUAAAAAACAAGGUGUGGCAAAAGGCUCCAAACAACAAAACGCCAAAUCUAAAACCUGCAGAAGUGUUCCUAAAGAUCUGCUGGACCCCAAUGACUUGGAGUGUUCUCUCUGCAUGAGAUUGUUUUAUGAGCCUGUGACGACACCAUGUGGCCACACCUUCUGUAAAAACUGCCUGGAACGCUGCUUAGACCACACACCCCAGUGUCCCCUCUGUAAACAGAGUCUGAAAGAGUAUCUAGCAUGUAGGAAGUACAUGGUGACAACUAUCCUGGACACAUUGAUCAAACAGUAUUUGAGUCAGGAGUAUGCAGAGAGAACUAAAACUCAUCUGGAGGAGACCAGAGAGCUUUCCGACCUGACGAAGAAUGUGCCUAUCUUUGUGUGUACCAUGGCUUACCCCACUGUGCCUUGUCCUCUACACGUCUUCGAGCCACGUUACCGCCUCAUGAUUCGCCGCUGCAUGGACACGGGCACGCGGCAGUUUGGGAUGUGCAUCAGUGACCCCCAGAAAGGGUUUGCAGAUUAUGGCUGCAUGCUGAUCAUCAGGAGUGUGCAUUUCCUUCCUGAUGGACGUUCAGUAGUGGACACGAUCGGAGGAAAACGCUUCCGGGUUCUGUCUCGAGGAAUGAAGGAUGGUUACAGUACAGCUGACAUCGAGCACUUGGAGGACUGCAGGGUGGAGGACAGCGAUGAACUAGAGAGACUACAAGAGCUGCAUGAUGCCGUGUAUGAGCAGGCCCGAGUUUGGUUCCAGAACCUGAAGAUCCGCUUCCACAACCAGAUCCUGCAGCACUUUGGACCAAUGCCAGACCGAGAAGCUGACAUUCAGGCAACUGCAAAUGGUCCAGCCUGCUGCUGGUGGCUGCUGGCUGUUCUGCCUAUUGACCCUCGGUACCAGCUCUCUGUCCUCUCCAUGACCAGCCUCAAAGAACGCCUGGUGAAGAUCCAGCACAUCCUCACAUAUCUGCAGAGCAUCCCCAACAACUAGAGCUUCCCACAACAAACAUCCUUUGAACUGUGAAGUGACAUUUAAGAAGCAACUUCUAUCGACGUCUCACGUUGUUUCUACCAAUAGCUGAUCCCAUUAUUUUUCUUCUUACGGCCACAAGACCCCAAAUUUACAGUUAUUUCUUUAAAACCUACAUAAGAUCAGUGCAAAACAGCAACACCCUUGAACUGUGGAUCACUAAAACCAGAGAUAUGGCCAAACCACCUCAGGGAUACCUGCAGUGAAACAAUUUUUGUUAAUCAUCAUUAAAAAAGUUUUUUUUUUUAAAGAGAGAGAAACAUGAUAGCACUAUUUCUCUUGCUCUUGUUCUUAAUGCAUCUAAUUUUCAUGAGAACUUCCUGAAUGAUUGUUGAGAAAUUCAAAGAGCGGUUGCGAUUACACUUGCUAACGUUUUGUUGAUACUAUUGAGAACGGCAGAGAGUAGUGCCUCUAACAAUCACUUUUGAGUGUCACUAUUUUCUGGUUAGUACGAAUGGGACUGAGGUGAAAAGGGUCAAAUCUGUUUUUAUUUUUGUAUCAUCUCUGGUGAGACCAUUGAAAAGAGAGUUUUCUGGUUUUGUCCGCUGGCCAUAAGAUGCUAUGUUUAUAUGGAGGAGAAACGGAGCGAUUCUGUGAAACUGAAUCCUAAAUGCUGAAAGUCCAAAAAGUGAAAGCAAGAUAAUAAUGAUUACACUAAUUAUACAGCCUUUAAAAGGCACUAAAAGAUGCUUGAAGAUGUCAUUCAGUUGGGUUUAGAGAAACCAUGUGAACAGAGAAGUGCAAAACCAAGUGCACCUAAAGGCUGGUGUAUGUGUACCAAACACUGAUGAAAGUAUUCUUUUCUGAGCAUCGAGUUUUCUUCCUACUCAUGUUACUUUACUGUUAGUUACUUCCAUCUCUGCCACUGCUGAGUUAAAAAGGACCUUCAUGUUGAGAGAAUGAGAUGAUCGGUGUCCCAUCUUUUUUAUACUCUGAAUUUCUUCCUGGUUCUCAUGCAAAGAUUGUCCACUUGUUUCCUCCUAGCAUGAGUUUAGAGGAACUCGUGGCCAUGACAUCUCAUUUUGUUUCUAUGUCUUCAAACACUUCUUCCUGUGACGGCCCUGUCUUCUCUUCUCUGGUUGGCUCACAGUCUGUCUUUGCUCAUCAGCCCUAUCUUCCAAGUGCUUUGUCUGUCAUAGACCCUCUGAGACCCUGCCGUUGUGUGGGGAUUUUGCAGUGAACGUGUUAAAGAUUCAGUGGUUCUGUUCUCCUAUAACUUGUGUCUCCUUUAAACCAAAAAAGUCAGCUUCCCAUUGAAUUAAUUAAAACUGGAUUAAUUUAUAAGCAAAAAAAAAAAAAUGUGUUUGUACAUUCUGACCUUGAGUUUGCAUUAGAAAAUAUAAAGGGGUCUUGCAAUAUUAUGACAAAUCAAAACCAGAAAAAACAGCAUGUAUACAGCAAAUGGGUUAGUGUUGUUCUUCAUUUAAAGCUGCUCUCUGUGUGCUUGGAGGAGAGAGGACGGUACCUGCAGCACUUCAGUCAGGGGACUGCAUUUGCCUUACACCAUUUUGCAUUGUGAUUUUAUUAGCGCAAUGUGUUUGCUUGGUUACCAUUCCCUUUUUUCCGCCAUCGCAUGAAGUAUGUUUUAAUUGUAUUAUUUUUCUCAGUUAGUUUAAGCUACCAUGUGUCCAUAAUAUCCAUAAGGACUUGGAAAAAAAACUCAUGUCAAGACUUCUAUGUAAGUUGUAUGUAAACCAUUUGUACAAAGGCUUUUUGGGCAUAUCUUGCUUUUUUGCUCAAAUGUUUUAAGUUAUCAAUUUUCAAUAAUAAAUGCACUUUUUUUCAA
Messenger RNA from Stegastes partitus (bicolor damselfish), 4279 nucleotides. RefSeq names its product LON peptidase N-terminal domain and ring finger 1 (gene lonrf1). NCBI's taxonomy places the organism in Eukaryota, Metazoa, Chordata, Actinopteri, Pomacentridae. The record is from RefSeq and is a predicted model, not a curated record. Gene Ontology annotation, molecular function: protein binding; ubiquitin protein ligase activity.